This is a messenger RNA of Cornus florida, 1928 nucleotides long. Its product is annotated as F-box/FBD/LRR-repeat protein At1g13570-like. The coding region runs from base 298 to 1632 and encodes 444 amino acids. NCBI's taxonomy places the organism in Eukaryota, Viridiplantae, Streptophyta, Magnoliopsida, Cornales, Cornaceae. Gene Ontology annotation, molecular function: protein binding. The transcript has 5 exons. The record is from RefSeq and is a predicted model, not a curated record.
UGUCUUUUGUACGAAGUGUGUUCAAUCCUUUGCCCUCUCUUUCUCGCCGGCGAAGAGCUGUUUCGACUGCAGAAUAAGUAGAAUAUAAAGAAUCCCUUUCCUUGGUCUCUUCGAUCUCUGAAGGAGGAAAAGGCAGAAAACGUUCAUGGCUGCCGGUAAGAGUGGUGGGAAGAGAUAUAACCUAGGUUUUCUUAUGAAGAAGAAGAUGAAAGUUAACGGGUGGAUUAGUCUUGAACAGGGUUGUUGAUAAGUGUCACAAAAUUACCCACUGAAUGAGAGAAAGAAAAUGAUCUUGAAAUGAUGACGGUCAGAUGUCCACCUAUAGAUAGAAUCAGUAACCUUCCAAGCAAUUUGAUAGAAACUAUAUUAAUGUUGUUGCCGCUACGAGAUGCUGUGAGGACGAGUGUUUUAUCAAAAAAGUGGAGGUAUAACUGGGUCAAACUCCCACAACUUGUCUUUGAUGAUACAUUGAUCAAAAAUUCAGAUUGGGAUUGGCCAUUUGUAAGGUAUUUAAACGAAAUCGAACUGUCACCCGAACGCAGACUUAUCAAGGUUAUAUAUCAUGUUCUUUUACUUCAUAAUGGACCAAUACUGAAAUUCACCCUCUCUACUUCUCAAAUAGAACGAUGUUCUGAGAUCGACCUGUUCAUAGUUUUCCUGUCAAGGAAUGGUGUCGAGGAAUUUACUUUUGGUAUUUCUAAGUGCCAGUGUUAUGUGUUGCCUCUGUCAUUUUUUUCAUGUUCACGACUGAGACAUUUGAAACUCAGUCACUGUGAGUUUGAUCCUCCUCGUACGUUUAAUGGAUUCAGUAGGCUUGUAAGUCUAGAAUUUAACCGAGUUGACAUUCGUGAAUCUGUACUUGGAAGUUUGGUUUCUAGUUGCCCACUACUUGAACAACUAACACUGAACGGCUCCUACUCACAUUUUGAGUUCGAAGACCCCUUUGAUUUUGAGUACAUCGAAAUUCGCGACGCUCCUAACCUCAAAUUCUUAAGCAUCAGUGCCAUCUUCGGAUCUGUUCGUUUCAAAAAUACCCCUCGUCUUGCAGUAGUUUCAAUUACUUCAGAUAAUUCUGACGAUUUGAAACUUCUCAAUGAAAAAGAGGCACCUGAAAUGAUCCAUGUUUUUAGUUGUCUACCUGUAAUUGAAACUUUACAGUUGGGCUAUCGUUUUGUGAAGUUCUUGACCGUGGCCGGUGUACCUCAGAGGCUCCUGUUUACCUUAGACCACCUCAAAGUUCUUCAACUAUAUGACAUAUGUUUUGGAGAAAUUGUCAAUGUCUCCUUUCUGCUUUGCUUGAUUAAAAGCUCUCCCAACUUGAAAAGAAUUGAAAUUGAGACGAGGACCUGCUGCACUGAUGAUACAGGAUCUGUUCUAGAAUUUUUGGAAAUGCAAGACUUCUCUGAUGUCUCUUUGGAUCAACUUCGAGAAGUGCAUAUGCGAUUCAUCUCUGGCACCAGGCCUGAAUUGGAGUUUAUUAAGCUUAUAUUAGCAAAAUCCCCGUUGCUAAAGACCAUCCAUAUUGAGUCCGAUUCAGAGGAGGUUGAUGACAAUGAAAUGGGAGUAUGGAGAGAGUUAACACAGUUUCAAUGUGUCUCGCCUGAAGCAGAAAUUAUCUACAGAGAUUGCUGAUAAAAUUCAUGUCUAGCAUAUGGAUUAUAACCAUUUUGAUCAUUUUAUGGAUUUGAGAGGGUUGACAUUCAGAUACUAAAAAUCUAGGAUGGUUUUGCUUGCCCUGUUUUUUAGACCUAAUGUGACUGAAGGGAGUGACUGCUGGCAUUGAUUUUGCUUUAACAAGUGAUGGCAAUUAGGUAGUGAUGCCUUUUUCUUUCUAAAGAUUGAAUGGCACUGUUGUAAGUUGUGUAUUUAAAAAGAUGGGAUUAUGUGGCAGCUUUCAUUUUUUUGAAUGUGAUGUUUUGUUUGUUUGA